Messenger RNA from Triticum aestivum (bread wheat), 822 nucleotides. RefSeq names its product calreticulin-like. Gene Ontology annotation, molecular function: calcium ion binding. NCBI's taxonomy places the organism in Eukaryota, Viridiplantae, Streptophyta, Magnoliopsida, Poales, Poaceae. The record is from RefSeq and is a predicted model, not a curated record. Gene Ontology annotation, biological process: protein folding; ERAD pathway. The coding region runs from base 3 to 650 and encodes 215 amino acids. Gene Ontology annotation, cellular component: endoplasmic reticulum membrane; endoplasmic reticulum. The transcript has 8 exons.
GCAUGGUGCAUGAUGCGAUGAUUGAUGCUUACCUGCCGCAUGGGUUGAUUGCCGUUCUUCUUUCAGAUUGUUUGCAGGGCCAUGAUGACAUUCCCAAGGAAAUCACUGAACCUGAUGCAACGAAGCCUGAGGACUGGGAUGAUGAGGAAGAUGGUGAAUGGACAGCUCCAACCAUCCCAAAUCAUGAGUACAAGGGACCAUGGAUCCAAAAGAAAAUCAAGAACCCUAAUUUCAAGGGCAAAUGGAAGGCACCUUUGAUCGACAACCCAGAGUACAAGGAUGAUCCUUACAUCUACGCUUUUGACAGCCUGAAGCACAUUGCCAUUGAGCUGUGGCAGGUUAAAUCAGGAACUCUGUUCGACAACAUCCUGAUCACUGAUGACCCCGAGUACGCCAAGAAGUUCGCGGAGGAGACCUGGGGCAAGCACAAGGAUGCUGAGAAGGCUGCCUUUGAUGAGGCCGAGAAGAAGAGGCUUGAGGAGGAAUCCGCAAACGCUAAGUCCGAAGACAACGACGAUGCAGCUGAUGAGGAUGAUGGCAAAGCUGCCGGCGCCGGCGAUGAGGAGAACAAGGAUGCCUCCGGCGAUGAGAAGGUGGAGGAAAUUAGCAAGGAUGCUUCUUCUUCUUCCGACAAGAAGGACGAGCUUUAGAGUGUGGCAGGCAGGCUCUGUAUCUAAACUUUUUCCUCUUGAGGCAGUAGAGCUUCCCAUUCAUCAAUUGGAAGAACAUUUUCUCUGAAAGAUGACAGAAGGAGUAAUGCAAUCUCGGCUCUUGUAAUUUGUUAUGUGUUUUUUGUCGGUCAUAGGAAAUAUACCGUAGUCA